Molecule: messenger RNA, 846 nt
Organism: Kazachstania africana CBS 2517
Lineage: Eukaryota; Fungi; Ascomycota; Saccharomycetes; Saccharomycetales; Saccharomycetaceae
Gene: LOT5
Product: Lot5p
Exons: 1
Coding region: 1-846 (281 amino acids)
Source: RefSeq, a predicted model, not a curated record
AUGAAGACCCCAAGAGCUACAUGUGAUAUUGCAACGAUCAAGCCCACUGUGGAGAACGUUAUAGCGUAUGUUGAGUACAAAAAGACACAGCCUCGACUUAUCUCAGGCUUACAAGGUAACGAACACGAUGUACUUCUUCUCGGUGGGGGUAGAGACCUUAUUUUGAGCCUAUUGACAGGAAAUGAAUCCCAAAAAUUAGAAAAUGUGGAACUUUUCAUACUGAAUACAAACGUAAUAUUGUGGUUUAAUAUAUUAGGGCACGGUUUACAAAUUCCCUAUUCAAGCAUACUAUACCAUGGUUCGAGGUCACUGACGAACGAGAAUGAAGGCCAUAGACUAGAAGUACUUUUAACGUUAGAAGUAGAUCCAACAUUGUCCCAAUUUUUCCCCCAUGAAAACUUCGAAGCAAACACAAAUGUCAUGAAGAGUGUCGAAAUAACUUUACGCCCAAAAUAUUCCAUGUACGAUAGACAUUAUAACAGCGAAAUUGAAAAUUUGUUCACUUUCAUGAAUUUUGGAACAAACAGAGGUGAUGAGCUGGUCAAAAAUUGUAAUAAUGCCCUAGCAAUGGCCAUGGAACUGCAUAGUAACGACGAUGACGAAGAAGAUGAGGACGAAAACGAGGAUAUGCAAGGCAUAGACGAUGAUAAUGCUGUGUUUACCGGUUUAAGUGAGAUUUUGAAGAACCAGAAUGCAACUUUCCAAAAUAUAGGUUCAGCUGACGAUUUGGAUGGUGAUUCUUUCAUGAAUCAGCUCAUCACCAGAGAUGAAACAGACGCAGGCAUGUCAUUAGAAUUUUACACAAACCAGAACAUCACUGGCCAAAAGCAUUUCAGAAACACAUAA